Messenger RNA from Anarrhichthys ocellatus (wolf-eel), 4856 nucleotides. RefSeq names its product G protein-coupled receptor 37 like 1a (gene gpr37l1a). Lineage: Eukaryota; Metazoa; Chordata; Actinopteri; Perciformes; Anarhichadidae. Gene Ontology annotation, molecular function: G protein-coupled peptide receptor activity. Gene Ontology annotation, cellular component: plasma membrane; signaling receptor complex. The coding region runs from base 2443 to 3624 and encodes 393 amino acids. The record is from RefSeq and is a predicted model, not a curated record. The transcript has a single exon. Gene Ontology annotation, biological process: adenylate cyclase-inhibiting G protein-coupled receptor signaling pathway; positive regulation of MAPK cascade.
UUAAUGCUGUAUCUUAUUGUAUAUCAACCCCUUACAGUUUAUUUAUAUAUACUUUGUACCUUAAAAUGUGUACGUUACUCUAGAUGCUGAACUGUAGUUUGCUGUCUCAGUACUCUGUGCAACAACAAUAAAGUUUUAUUCUAAAAAUGUCAGAAAAUAGUGAAAAAUAGUUUGUCCGAGUCGAAGGUCACAUCUUCAGAUGUUUAGUUGAAAAAAAAAAAAAAAUUAAGAUUAUAACAUAAAACAGAGAAAAGCAGUAAAUCUUCAUGUUUGAGAUCUAAAAAGUAGAACAUCAAAGUAUUUGGUAUUUAUCUUCCUGUCAAUUGGCUCCUCUGCAGCUCUGAAUAUAAGACUGACAUAUCACCGGCCCCUUCUGUCCAAAGGGUUUUUAGGAAGUAAUCUCGUAGUUUACCCUCACAGAGUAUUAACGUGGAGCCUCUUGGUCACUUUGUUGGGUUUUCAGGGGCUUCUUCUGUCUCAGGGACAAUAUGGCCGACCUGUGGAGUCCUUGUUUUUGGCUCUAAACCAGCUCCAAAUGUCCACAGAGCUUUAAAUCACUGAAGUGGAGUUUUACUCAUUUGUCAUAACAGCUUGUAUGCAGCAGUCUCUUAACAAGGUCAGGCUGCUGGCCUCCUCUUGUUGUUGUUGCCUCAGCUAUUUUUAUGCUAAUGAGUGAAUGAGUUUCUUGCUAAUUAAUUAACGUUCCUAAAGUGGUCUUUAGCAGCUUUAACCGCUUCCAUUGAGACGGGUUUGAAGCGGGUCAGGCUGCCAGCUGCCCCUGUGCUCUGCUAGUUAAACUAUUUUCAUGCUAAUUAGAGCUCUGUGUUAAUUAUCUUCAGUUGUAUCUGAACCGUUUCAGGUCAUUAAGCACUCACAGAGGGAGGACAAGUCUCUGUAAUGAUAGUCUGUGUUUUGGGCCAAAACUACCGACAUUAAUGUGCACGAGGCGCCAAUAACUGUCCCCGGUCUGAAGGCAACGGGCUGUCACAACAUAGUGCCUCUGUGUUCCCUCUGUGGCUCCUUUUAUUCCCCUGUUUCUAAGCUGUUUCUUACAGCCGGGUCUUAUUACUGUAGUUUGAGGCUAAUUUGCCUGUAGGGUGGCAUAACAAGGCAAAGGAAAGCCUUAAAUCUGUUCUUUAAGCAACAAAACACCUUCCUGUCCCCAAUUUAGACCGAAGUCUUGUUCUGUCUGAGGUCCUCCGUCUAACAGGUCACGUCUGACUGGAGCAGCAGAAUGAAUGAAAACAGAGUUUAAAUGAGAUGCUUUGAAUUUUAUUGUACUUUUUAAAAGCAGAGCUGGGUAAUACAGUAGCAGAUUUUCAAUGCUGAUACUGAAGAUUCAGUAUCACUUCUUUUUUUAGUUAUUGGCCAUUAAAAAAUAACAUUUGUGCCUAAUUGGACCAAUUACCCUCUGCUGCAGAGCAUCUGGAGUUGCAAGUCAUAUUCAUUUUCCCCAUAAACAAUGUUAAGAGAAGUUCCAAAAUGUUUUUCUGUAAUAAAUCACAGAGCUUCAGAUUCUGUUCUGUGCGCCUCUAACAACGUUUUUGAGCAAUCUGAGUUCACGGUUUUCAGUUUAAAUAUAUUGACUUUUGGAUUCUGGGUAAUUUUGGAUGAAUUCAGUCACUAUGUUUUUGUUCACAACUGCGACGCGUUUUGAAUUCAAUACAGCUUUCAUUUAGCUUCUUCUCUUCAGAAUCGCUGCCCGAAGCUCAUAUGUUUUGUAGCAUUUAGAGCUGUUCACACUGCAAACCUGACAGGAAAAAAACACAAUUGACAUGAUUAAAACUGGUGGCAGAGGAUCCUUUAAGAGUCCUGUGUUUAACUUUAGGGACAUUGUUGGGACUUACUGUCUUUCUUCCUGAGGUGUUUAGAUGGACAUCUCUUGUACGGAGCUGGACUUUGGGAUUUAGGGGCAGUUCCAUGCUGGAACUAACAUUUACUGCAGAAUUAACGGAUGUUUGAAUGUUCCUGUCUGCACGAGUUUCCUCCCCCGAUGCAAAGACAUGCAGGUCAGGUGAAGUAAAUGGUUAAAUAAACUGUACUUGUACAGAGCUUUUCUAGUCUUUCCGACCACUCAAAGCGCUUUCACACUACAUGUCAUCAUUCACCCGUUCACACCCGGUCAUACACUGAUAGCAGGGGCCACCAUGUAAGGUCCAUCAGGAUCUACCUAACAUUCACACACCAUAGGCACAGCUACGGGAGCAAUUCUGGGGUUAAGUGUCUUGCCCAAGGACACACCGACAUACGACCAACAGAGUCAGGGAUCAAACCGCCGAUCCUCUGAUUGAAGGACGACCCUGAGUCUGAAGCUCUGUGAUUUCAGUAGACUCUAAAAUUGCAACCCUGCGAAGGAUAAAAGGGCAUUGAUAAAGGAUUAUUGUAAGAAUGACUUGUUAACAUGUCUAAUUGCAGAUGACUUCUGAUGAAUUAAAGAACUAGAUGAACCAGCACAGAGGAUGUUUUUCUCAACCUAGCAACCCAAACGUUGGUCUAAUUAUUGUCUUGUUCCAGAUCUAUGAAACACUUUUGCACAUCAAGAAACGUGUGUCUCUGUCAUGUCUCUGUCAGGUGACCUCUCUGGGUGUGGCCACGUUCAGCCUCUGUGCCCUGAGCAUCGAUCGCUUCCAUGCGGCCACCGGCCCCGGGCCCUUCCAGACUCCCAGGGUGGAGCCCUGCCAGUCCAUCCUGUCCAAGCUGUCCGUCAUCUGGAUCGGCUCCAUGGUGCUGGCCGCCCCCGAGCUGCUGCUGUGGCAGCUCCUCCAGCAAACCGUCAGCCUGCCGCCGACGCUCCUCGGUGACCGGCAGCAGAGCCGGCCGGGAGACUCGCUGAUGGCCGCCUUUAGAGCCCGAACAGAAGCGUUCAAGGUGGACGUCUGUGUCCGCGAGCCGUCCGUGGAGCUCCCCGAGGGCAUCUACCCUCUGGUGCUGACCUACCACGAGGCCCGCAUGUGGUGGAUCUUCGGGUGCUACCUCUGCCUGCCGCUGCUCUUCACUCUGGCCUGCGACUUGGUGACGAGGCAAGUGUUGGCCCAGCGUCUGCCGCAGAAACCCGCCGGCGACAAGGUGACCGGCGUGUGCUCCUCCGCCUCCUCUUCCUCCUCCUCCUCGUCAAAGAAGAAGAAGAAGCAGCACACCAGAGAGCAGAGGUUGCGCUCCACCGUGAUGGCGCUCACCAUCCUGUACGUCGUGUGCAACCUGCCGGAGAGCGUUUGUAACAUCACGCUGACGUACGUCUCUGUCCACGUGACCGCCGCUCUUCCGGCUCUGGCUCUGCCGGCUCUGAGCCUCAUCGGACAGUUCCUGCUGUUUGCACGUUGCUCUGCGACGCCGGUGUUGCUGCUGUGUCUGUGUCGCUCGCUGGGCCAGGCCUUCAUGGACUGCUGCUGCUGCUGCUGCGAGGAGUGCCUCCCCGACGGCAACUCCUCCUCCUCGUCCUCCUCAUCUGCCUCGACCGCCGCCACCUCCAACGUGUCCUCGUCGCCGUCUCCGACCUCCCUGUCUCCGACCUCCCUGUCUCCCUGCGGCAAAGACGAGACGACGAAGAGGCUGUUGGCGACAGAACCGUCUGUCUUCUGCGACCGGGCCAAAGACUCUUCGACAGCUAUCGGGACGCCCUGCUGAGGUCCACAACUGAAUUCAACCACAAGUUUAUUACAACUUGGGUCUUAUUUUUGUAGAAUCGUAUCAUUGUAUCAUUUCUAUCCGUUACAAUAAAUUUAGUUUUAUACUCACCGAGUUGACAGCAGAGAUCUGGUGAUUUCACCGACAGGUUGAGGACUAAAGUGUGUGGACUCCUCUGUCUCACUCUGUUAGUCCUGGUUUAGUCUUAGUCCCUUAUGAAGGGGAAUAUUUACACUGAUCGUGUUUGUCCCUCGUCCUAUUUUCAACAUGACUAUGCAGAAAAGGCCAGCUCCAUAAAGAAAAUAAAUGGUUUUCCCAGUUUGGUGUGGAAGAUUUUGACUGGUCUGCACUGAAUCCUGACCUCAACCUCAUCCAUUGGACGAACUGGAGCUCUGACUGUGAGCCAGAUGUGAUGAUCCAUACUAUCGGUGUUGGAGGAGGCUGUUACAGCAGCAGGUUAACGGCCACAGUUUUGGAGUCGCAUGUUGAUCUUGGGGUGUAAUGGUUUGUUGGGUUCUUCCCACACUCUUGGUAUCUAAACCACUUUAUUUGGCCACAUAAAACUGCUGACUGGUAAACACAGUAAGGUCAAAGAUGGGUGUGUGAACUGUGAUGGAUGUUGACAUCGUUGACUCGUUUCCUCUUCCAAAUGGAGUUGGUUUAGCUAACAGAUUUGUUUCCAACCUGUCUGAUCGUCUCGUGUGUCUCGACCUGCAUCUUCUCAGAUCUCAGCUGUUGACUUGAGUGAGUACGAUGUUAUUAUGACUGAUAGAAAACCCAGGUGGUGAUCGAUUGUAAUGAUCCUUAGAUCUAAGUCUGUAUGAACUGUAGAGCCACUGCAGGAGCACAAACUUGUCUGAAUAGAAAUAGAUGAUUAUAUACAAUAUUUGUUCUUUUGUAAGGGAGUUUAUUGUUGAUGGAUUAAAUCCUGUUAUUGUAGUACUCAUAAUUAUGAAACAUGUUAUAGUUAUUAAUAAUGCUCAAACAGGAUGUUAGUUGUAUCUGCUCUGAGUACUGUAUGAGACAGAAACACUGAUUUGUUUUUUUUAAGAUGUCUAAACUGAAAAUAGACAUACUGAGACUUUUAGUCAGCAGACACUCAGACUGAUGUGAACUUCUUGAACUUGAUCAGUCACAAAUGUUGAAGCUAUGAGAAACAAUGCAGUGUGAAGUUUGACUUGUUUUGUUACCUUUUGGUUUAGUAAAGUUUAGAUUUUCUUCUUUUUCAUCAC